AUUACGUCCGUGCCCGUGCUGUAGAUCACUGUGUCCAGGACUUCCUGCUGAAGACACAAAGCCACCCUAGGACACAGGUCCUGUCUUUGGGUGCUGGCUUUGACUCCUUAUACUUCCGUUUGAAGGACGUGGGUCUUCUGCAUCACACUGUGGUAUAUGAGGUGGAUUUUCCAAACGUGAUGUGCCAAAAAGCUACUCUGAUCAAAAGAAUGGAAGAGCUGUCAGCACUGGUGGGAGACACUGCAGGGGAAGGAUUAGGAGCCAUUACCUUUUCUGGAGAGGAUUAUAAAUUACUGGGAGUGGAUUUGUCAGAGCUGUCUGAGCUGGGGAGAGCCCUGGAGGAAGCAGGACUGGACAAUGAAAUCCCCACCCUCUUCAUUGCAGAGGUGGUGCUCACCUACAUGGAGAACAGCAGGUCAGAUGCCUUGAUUCAGUGGGCAGCAGAGCGUUUCCCUCGGGCCUGCUUCCUGCUGUACGAGCAGGUGCACCCAGAGGACCCCUUUGGACAUGUCAUGCAGCAGCAUUUCAGCCAGCUGAACUGUGCACUUCGCUCUCUGGCACAGUACCCUGACUGUGAGGCACAGCAGAGGCGCUUUUUGGGGAGGGGCUGGACUGAGUGCAGUGUCAUGGAUAUGAAUGAGUUUUUCACCUGUUGUAUUCCAGAAGACGAACAGCAAAGAGUGCAGGCUCUGGAGCCUUUUGAUGAGUAUGAGGAAUGGCAUCUGAAAUGUUCUCAUUACUUUGUGUUGACUGCAUCAAAGGGGAUGGAACCUUCCUGGACUCCGUUGUUACCCAGUGUGACAGUUCCUCAUCGUGCUGCUCCUGUUGGAAUGGCUGGGAGUGUCCCUGCAGCAGUGUGUGCAAGGCUCUCAGGAAUUCCUGGCCUGAGACGUUACGGUCACCGCUCUGUUCUUAUAAAACCCGAUGUGAUUCUCACCACUGGAGGCUUUGGGGAGGAGGAUGGACAACACUGUCGCCUGAGAAAUUUCCAUGUGCUGAGUAAGCAUGCAGGCUACUGGAAAGCUGGCUGUGUGACAAAGAAACAUCCUGAUAAAAGAUGGGGUGAGCGGUUGUACCAUACUGUGUCCUGUCUCUCAGACAGUCUGGCCCUGGUGGUAGGAGGACGAAUGUCCCCAUCAAAUGCAGGUUUGGGAAUGUUGUGGCUAAAGUUCCCCGAAACCUAUAAUGCUUCAGACCCAGAUGACAUUGCAGUGGAGCUUGUAAAUCUGCAGCCUGCUGCUGAACCAGCAACUUUGCGUUGGAGACACAGCACAACUGAAGUGACAUUCAAAGGUGAACAGUACCUGUUUGUGUAUGGGGGCCGCUCUGCUCUGGAGCCUGUGCUUGGGGAUUGGUAUUUCCUGCACACUCGAGAACUCUCCAACACUGUGAUUGCUGUUGACGGUCCAGUCCCAGAAAGCCGCCACUCUCACAGUGCCUGCAGCUGGGAAGGAGGAGCGCUCAUCGCAGGAGGUCUGGGAGCAGCUGAGCAGCCCUUGGGUUCAGUUUUCCUUCUGAGGAAGCUUGAACAUGGCUUUCAGUGGCAGGCAGUAGAGACAUACCCUCCUCUCAUCCCAAGGUAUUCACAUACUGCACAUGUGCAUGAAGGAAAGCUUCUGCUCGUUGGCGGAGUGUGGUUUCACGCGUCCUCCGUGCCAGGCAUCACUGUCAUUGACUUAAUGACUGGCCUCUGCUUGGACUAUGUGAUUAAUGUGGAGCAUCUGGAGUGGCCAUUAAUGCUACAUAAUCAUAGCAGUGUCUUUCUGCCAAAUGAGAAGGAGUUGUUGGUUAUUGGUGGUGGUGGUAACUGCUUCUCCUUUGGGACACACCUGAACCCAGAGCCUGUCUCACUGAGCCUCAGCAGCAUCCUGACCAGUCACUGACUGGGACCAAGCAGGGCUGAACUGUGCUGCUGCACUGUGGGGAGACAUCUAUUCACUCAGAGGUCCAAGAUUUCCACAAGGGCUUUGUAUCCAGAACGCAUUUGUGAAGGUGGGAUCAGGAGGGACAGUUUAGAGAAAGGGGAUCACAGCUCACUGGCCUUUGCUUUUGUACAGCUCUUCCUAUUACUAUAAAUAAAGUGCCUGAGAAGCAGCUGCAGCAGAAGGUCUUAGAGGUGAAGUGAGGGUCAGACUUUGUUCAAAAUCUGAACAAAGUCUAACCUGAAUUCAUAGAACCAUAGAAUGGUUUGGGUUGCAAGGCAGAUCAUCCAGUUCCACACCCCUUACAUGGGCAGGGACACUUUCCACUAU
Manacus vitellinus (golden-collared manakin) is the source of this 2252-nucleotide messenger RNA. It is a transcript of the gene LCMT2, whose product is annotated as leucine carboxyl methyltransferase 2. The record is from RefSeq and is a predicted model, not a curated record. The transcript has 12 exons. NCBI's taxonomy places the organism in Eukaryota, Metazoa, Chordata, Aves, Passeriformes, Pipridae. Bases 180 to 1883 code for a protein of 567 amino acids. Gene Ontology annotation, biological process: wybutosine biosynthetic process; tRNA methylation. Gene Ontology annotation, molecular function: tRNA methyltransferase activity; protein binding.